AUACAACUCCGCAUCUCCUCUCUCCAUUUCUCCCCCAAAUUCCCUCUUCUCAUGUACGCAGUUUUCUCCUCCAUCUCCUUCCAUAUCACCAUCAUUCCCAUUUUUCUUUUCUAGAGCGUGCAAGAUGCCUCUCUUCAUCACAGACGUGGAGCUGGAGCGAUGCUCCCACAACGCCUCUCUCAUUGCAGACAAGGCCGAUUCCUUCAUUCGAGCCCUCCAACUCGAGCUCGAGACCGUCAAGGCCCAGGCCGACGCCUCCUCAAUCACCUCCGAGCAGACGUGCGCCCUCAUCGAGCAGAAAUACCUCUCUCUCUCGUCCGAUUUUGCUGAGCUCCAGUCCCAGAACGCCCAGCUCUCCACCUCUCUCGAAAAAAGGCUCUCCGAGCUCAUCGAAGUCCAGGCUGAGAAGAAACAGCUUCACAUCAAGGCGAUCAGCAAAGAUGGAGAUGUUGAGCGGUUGUCUGUCGAAGCCUCUGAGCAUCAUAAAUCGAAACGGCAGUUGGUGGAAAUGCUGGGGCAAAAGGAUAUAGAGAUAGGAGAGAAGAAUGCAACCAUUAAGAGCUAUUUGGAUAAGAUUGUAAACUUAAUCGAGGACGCUGCUUUGAAAGAGGCUAGGUUGCAUGAUAAGGAUGCAGAGUUGGCAUGCUUGCGUUCUGGAUCUGCUCGUCUUUCACAGGAAAAAGAACUUACUGAAAAGCAUAAUCUCUGGCUUGAUGAAGAGUUAACGACCAAAGUUAACAGCCUCAUUGAACUUCGCCGAACACAUACUGAAUUCGAGGCAGAUAUGUCUGCUAAGCUUGCUAAUGUUGAGAAAAAAUUUAAAGAUUGUUCAAUCUGUCUAAAGUUGCAUAAAGAGAGAGUUAGGGAACUUGAAAGGAAAUUGACAUCUCUGCGGGAGGAGUUAUGCUCCACCAAAGAUGCUGCUGCUGCUAAUGAAGAGCGCUACUCUGCUGAAAAAUCAACUAUUUCUAAGCUUGUUGACCUUUACAAAGAGAGUGCUGAAGAAUGGUCUAGAAAGGCAGGAGAACUUGAGGGUGUAAUUAAGGCAUUGGAAACACAUUUGAGUCAAGUCGACAAUGAUUACAAAGAGAAACUUGAGAAGGAAGCAUCUGCCAGAAAAGAUUUUGAAAAGGAGGCUUCUGACUUAAAAGAAAAACUGGGAAAGUGUGAACUUGAAAUUGUGAAUGCUCGAAAGCCUGAUAAAUUGAGCCUUCUUCCACUAUCCAGUUUGCAGAGUGACUCAAGUGCAGAAGAAUUAUGUAUUAGUGGAACCGAAACUGGUCACAAAGAAGAGGAUAGUCGCAUGCUUGUUUCCAAGGUACCAGUAGGUGUUUCAGAAACAGCAUUGGCAGCUUCACUUCUGCGUGAUGGUUGGAGUCUGGCUAGAAUGUAUGAGAAGUGUCAAGAAGCUGUUGAUGCUCUGCAUCACGAGCAGCUGGGACGAAAGCAUUCACAAGCCAUUUUGGAAUAGGUUCUGUAUGAAAUAGAGGAGAAAGCUGAAGUCAUUUCGGAUGAGCGAGCGGAACACGAGAGAAUGGCAGAAGCAUACAAUUUGAAGAAUCAAAAAUUGCAGCAGACACUUUCAGAGAAUGCUUACUUAGAGAAUAUCAUCCGGGAGUUGAAGGUCGACUUGAGGAGGCAUGAACGAGACCACAAUAUUGCACAGAAAGAGAUAAUCGACCUCCAAAAGCAGGUGACAGUUCUUCUUAAGGAAUGCCAGGAUAUUCAACUUCGUUGUGGGGUAGCCAGUCAGGAUCCUACUGAUUCUCCUACUUCCAGUGUGGUUGAUAUGGAAGAUGGGACUGAAGUUGAAAAGUUGACUUUUAAGGAUGUCAAUGGAUUAGUUGGGCAAAAUGUCCAGCUACGUAGACUCGUGCAUAGUCUUUCUAUAAAGCAUGAUCAAAUAGAUGCUGAGUUAAAGGAGAAGUUUGAAAUGGAACUACAGAAACAUAUUGAUGAGGCAUCAUCCAAAGUUGCAUCCGUAUUAGAAAGGUCUGAAGAGCAAGGACAAAUGAUAGAAUCACUUCACGACUCUGUCGCAAUGUAUAAGAGAUUAUAUGAAGAAGAGAUUAAAUCUCGUGCUUCUUAUUCUCAUCUUCCAGAAACUUAUCCAGAAGAUGGCAGGAAAGACCUUAUCCUUCUAUCUGAAGGUUCACAGGAAGCUACCAAAAAGGCCCUUGAGCAGGCUUCUGAACAGGUCAGAAAUCUGGAAGAUGAUUUGGCUAAAUCCAGGAGUGAAGCUAUUGCAUUACGUUUGGACCGCGAUAAAAUGGCAAUGGAAGCAAAUUUUGCCCGAGAGCGACUAGAUAGCUUCAUGAAAGAAUUUGUGCGUCAGAGAGAUGAAAUGAAUGAAGUACUAGCUAGAAACGUGGAGUUCUCACAGUUGAUAGUUGACUACCAACGAAGACUUCGUGAAAGUGCUGAUUCUUUGAGUGCCUGUGAUGUGCUCCCACAGAAAUUAUCUAUGGAGGUGUCUGUUUUGAAACAUGAAAAGGAUAUCCUGAUAAUUUCUGAAAAAAGAGCUUCCGACGAAGUUCGGAGUUUGUCAGAGAGAGUGCAUCGUCUCCAGGCAACCUUGGACACAAUUCACAGUGCUGAGGAGAUUAGAGAGGAAGCUAGAGCUAUGGAAAGGAGAAAACAUGAGGAGCAUCUAAAACGAGUUGAAAGGGAGUGGGCUGAAGCUAGGAAAGAGCUUCAAGAAGAACGUGAUCAUGUCCGAACUCUUACACUUGAUCGUGAAGAAACACUGAAGAACACCAUGAGAAAAGGUGAAGAAGCAGCAAAAGAAUUAGCAGAUGCUUUACGUGCAGUUGCAGCUAGUGAGGCAAGAGCUGCAAUUGCUGAGGCUCGGUGCUCUGAAUUGGAGGCGAAGCUUAUAUCUCCUGAAGAAAAGACUGUUGAGGACAGUGGAUUUGAGCGUUCUGUUUGCUCUACUGAUGAGGCUAUUGGGGAAUUGCGGAAAGCAAAUGAGGAGAUUUUGAAACUGAAGGAUGAAGCACAAGCUUACAAGGAUCAUAUGUUACAGUACAAAGAAAUAGCACAAGUGAAUGUGGUGUCAUUGAAACAGAUGGAAUCUGCUCAUGAAAGAUUCAAAGCUGAGGCGGACAAAUUGAAGAAGUCACUAGAAGCUGAAAUCCUUUCACUCAGAUCAAUGGUUUCAGAACUUGAAAGUGACGUUCUAUCGAAGACCACUGAAGCUGCCUCUUCUGUUGCAGAGAAAGAAGAGGCUCUAUCUUCUGCAUUUGCAGAAAUAAAGCGUCUCAAUGAAGACAAUUCUGGACAAAUUGCCCAGAUGGUGGCUUUGGAAGUUCAGAUGUCUUCUUUAAAGGAAGAUCUGGAGAAGGAGCGGCAGCGGUGGCGCACAACACAGAACAAUUAUCAAAGACAGGUUAUCCUCCAAUCUGAGACAAUUCAGGAGUUGACGAGAACUUCUCAGGCAUUAGCUCUACUGCAAGAUGAAGCGUCGGAGUUACGUAAAUUAGCGGAUGCUCGAAAAAGUGAAAACGAUUUCUUAAAGGCGACAUGGGAAGAAGAGAAAUCAGACUUACAGGAACUGAAGGAUGAAGCUGAGAGAAAGUACAAUGAACUAAAUGACCAGAACAAGAUUCUGCUUAAUCACAUAGAAGCACUGCAUAUUAAAUUGGCUGAGAAGGAACGUACUUCUGCUGGAAUUUGUUCUGGAAGCACCUAUCAGGAUCCACAAGGGGAUGAUGAUCUGGAAAAAGUGGUUAGUUAUCUCCGGCGGUCAAAAGAGAUGGAAGAAACUGAAUUCUCUUUGCUAAAGCAAGAAAAGUUACGACUACAAUCUCAACUUGAAAAUGCUUUGAAGGCCUCUGAGACUGCUCAGGAUUUGCUUCACUCUGAGCAUGCCAGUUCUAGAGAUACACUGUUCACAAAUGAGUUCAAGUCGUUUAAGCUUCAGGUUAGAGAAAUGAAUUUGCUUCGUGAAAGCAAUAUGCAGCUUCGAGAGGAGAACAAGCACAACUUUGAGGAAUGUCAGAAAUAUCGUGAAAUAGCUCAAAAAGCUAAGAUGGAGGCCGUGCAUCUGGGCUGUCUGCUAAAGGAGAAACAAAUUGAGGUGGAUGCUUGUCGGAAAGAAAUUGAGAUGAAAAACACAGAGAUAGAACAAUUGGAACACAAGAUAUCUGAGAUGAAGCAGAAAGAGAAGGAAGCAGUGAGUGAAGAUGCUAUGAAACUUGCUUCUGAGAAGCAGCAGUACAUAUCUUCCUUGGAACAAGGCUUUGCAAACAGCCAGUUGGAACUAACUGAAAUGCAGAAGAAGAUGGGUGAUACUCUUCAAAUUGAGGCAACUCUCAAGUCCGAAGCUGAAAAGCAAAAGAAGUUAGCAUCCCAUUUCAAGAAGAGAGUGGAGACACUGACCAAGGAGAAGGAGGAACUAAGCAGAGAGAAGCAAGCCAUUUCUAAACGGCUAGAAGAUGGUAGAUCAAGCAAGAAGGCCACUGGGGAGGCUGCAAAUGAACAAGCCAUGAAGGAAAAAGAGAAGGAGAAAGACACCAGGUUACAGAUGCUAGAGAAAACUCUUGAAAGAGAGAGAGAGGAUUUACAAAAAGAGAAGGAAGACCAUCGGAACGAGAAAUCUAAGCGGCAGAAGAUUGAGAAGAUGGUUCUAGAUCUUAUGCAGACUGUUAAUCAGGAAAAAAAGAAGCUUCUUGAGGAACUUGAGAGCCACAAGCAUGCGAGAGACAGCAUGUUAGAGACCAGCGGAAUAACAUCAGCUCAACUUCCUUCCGAAACUGGCUUAGAUGACCAGACUGCUGCCUACUUCCUGGCUGUGGAUAACUUUGACGAAACAGUGAAUUCUGCUCUUAAUGGGCUUGGAGCUCACCCUGUUCCUUCAGAGGCUUCUCUGCCUGCGGAUGCAUCUCUACUUGCCACAGGUCAGCAAGUUCCUGAUCAAACCCUCACUACCUUGCCCCCAUCAAUGAUCCCUCUUGAAAAUUCCUCUCCAGUUAAAAUAACAGAGGAAAGAAAGAAAAGGGCCAAUAUGGCAAAAUCCAAUGUUGAUGCUCGCAAAGUAGGAAGGAAGCUGGUGCGACCUCGUCUUGAACGAAUGGAAGAGCCUACAGCCGAUACUGAUGCUUCAGGGAUGGAAGGGUCCUCUACAAGCGAUGCAAAACCUGAGGCAUCUGAUGCAGUACCUCAAGGUGAACUUACAUUGCCACCAUUUCAAUUGGCUCGCAAACGCCUAGCCUCUUCAUCUGCCUCUGAAUUGCGAGAAGAAUCACUCAGCCAGCAAGUGGCGAUCUCUGAUAUAGCACCGUUGCUGAAGAAGUCCAAAGGUUCAGAUUCACCCCAAGAGGGCAUUAAAGAACAGUCCAACCUCCUUGCAUCUGAAAAUCCUGAAAAGCCUCUAGAGAAUUUGGAUGAUUCUGCAGGUCGUGAUCUGGUUCAUGCUACAAUUGAGUCUGUCGUUGUCACGAAGGAGGAAGAGAGAGAAAACACGAAGGAGCCAACAGAUGAGCCAAAGGAACCUUUAGAUGGCAUGAAUGGAGACGGAUUACAAAACGAAUUCACUGCCUCUGUAGAAGAGUUCAAUGAGAAGCCAAAAGAAACAGCGGAUGAGGUUGAUUCAUUUUUGAAGGUUGGGGAGGUUCCUGAGCCACAGCAGUCCACAGCUGAAGCUGAAAAUGAGAGGGUAGAUGGGGAGCUCAUUCCAGAUGGGAAGCCACAAGAGGGCAGUGGCCCGCUGAUCAUAGGGAUGGACCUGGAACCAGGGGAAUGUCUGGCUGAACCAGUUACUGGUGCUACAGUUGAAGUCAAUGAUGCAAUUGAGAUUGGUUCCCCUGAGGUUCUAAAUCAGGAUAAGAAUGAGAUUGGUGAGGUUAUGGAAGAGGUUGCUGAAGGUUCAGAUAAGUCAAAUAACUACAAUGAUCAUAGUGCUCUAGAGUCUCAGCGGAGUCCCCAGGCUUCUUUUGGUUCAGGUGAGGGAUUGCCAAAUCUUCUUGGGGACAGUGUUGUCUCAAAACAGGCAAGUCCUAGUUUCAUGGCAGAGUCCGAGGAAGUAAAAGAGUUGCAGGGCGGGAGGAGCACAACCGCUAUAGACAAGCUUGAGAGAGCUAGAGCAAGAGCUGCACUACCAAAUCUUCUUGGGGACAGUGUUGUCUCAAAACAGGCAGGUCCCAGUUUCAUGGCAGAGCCCGAGGAAGUAAAAGAGUUGCAGGGCGGGAGGAGCACAACCACUAUAGACAUACAUGAGAGAGCUAGAGCAAGAGCUGCACUACCAAAUCUUCUUGGGGACAGUGUUGUCUCAAAACAGGCAAGUCCCAGUUUCAUGGCAGAGUCCGAGGAAGUAAAAGAGUUGCAGGGCGGGAGGAGCACAACCACUAUAGACAUACGUGAGAGAGCUAGAGCAAGAGCUGCACUAAGGCAAGCUGGAGUUGUGUCUCCUCCACUUGCCAGAGGCCGUGGAAGAGCUUUUGGCAAUAUCAAGAAAGAUGGGGGACGUGGUGGACGUGGCGGGAGAGGUGAACGGGGGCAAUCAUCAGGCGACAAAGAGCAGGGUUAGUGUAGAAGUGGACAGGACAGUACAUUCCAAACAGAGCAAAAUACUUGGGAUUCUAAGCUUCAGGACUGGAACAGCAAGAACUUUCCUCCAUGUGAAUCUAUAUGGCAUGCUGAUGAUCACAGGCAAUAGGGAACGAUUGAGUGCCAUGGUGGGGUAAAAGUUGAAAGAGUUCUUUUUUCGAAACUGGUAGGUGCAUGCAUGAAGGCUGGUUUCUAUUAUUAUGGCCACCUGGUUUAUUUCCCAUUUGAUAUUGAUGUUUGCUACACAACAAGAGAUGGAUGUAACAUAUGAUCCAGAACUUCACCUGAAGAAAAGAAGAGAAGGGAGGAAAGGAAAGAGAUGGACUGCAAUUUUCAUGAAUAAUCAAAUGUGUUGGAACAGCUGUAGCAAAAUCAGAUCGGAUGCUUCUGUGUACAUAUGUUGUAGAGAAAGUUGACAAAAAGAGUGCAUUGCAUGAUUAUUAUCAACUUAAUAUUUUUCUCUA
This is a messenger RNA of Magnolia sinica, 7010 nucleotides long. RefSeq names its product nuclear-pore anchor-like. The record is from RefSeq and is a predicted model, not a curated record. The transcript has 48 exons. Gene Ontology annotation, cellular component: nuclear pore. Gene Ontology annotation, biological process: mRNA export from nucleus; protein import into nucleus. Gene Ontology annotation, molecular function: structural constituent of nuclear pore. Lineage: Eukaryota; Viridiplantae; Streptophyta; Magnoliopsida; Magnoliales; Magnoliaceae.